CGUGUGUCCACCUCUGCGCCCGGCCGGAAGCCUCCCGCUGCCCGUCGCGCUGGGGGCCGGCAGGUGGCGCUGUGGGCGGCGCGCGUUUCCGCACGGAGGGCUUUGAGUGCUGCACGCCCGGCCCGCCAGGCGCGGCCUCCGGCGCGGGCCGGGGGGGAUUGGCCGCUGCACCGGGAAGAUGGCGGAUCGGCAGGAGGCGCUGAGGGAGUUCGUGGCCGUGACCGGGACCGAGGAGGAGCGAGCCCGCUUCUUCCUGGAGUCGGCGGGCUGGGACCUGCAGAUUGCUCUAGCUAGUUUUUAUGAGGACGGGGGUGAUGAAGACAUUGUAACGCUUCCUCAGCCAACUGCCAGCUCUGUGUCCAGAGGCACUGCACCCAGUGACCACCGGGUGACAUCAUUCAGAGACCUUGUUCAUGCUCAAGAAGAUGAUGAUGAAGAGGAAGAGGGACAACGGUUCUAUGCUGGGGGCUCGGAAAGAAGUGGGCAGCAGAUCGUUGGCCCGCCAAGGAAGAAAAGCCCCAAUGAGCUGGUGGAGGAUCUGUUCAAAGGAGCUAAGGAGCAUGGAGCGGUGGCUGUCGAUCGGCCAGCUAAGAGCCCCGGCGAGAGCAGCAGACCAAAACCAUUUGCAGGGGGAGGGUACCGCCUUGGAGCUGCUCCAGAGGAGGAGUCGGCCUAUGUGUCAGGAGAGAGGAGGCAGCAUUCUGGUCAGGAUGUACAUAUCGUACUGAAGCUAUGGAAGAGUGGAUUCAGCCUGGACAAUGGGGAGCUGAGGAGCUACCAAGACCCAUCCAAUGCCCAGUUUCUGGAGUCUAUCCGCAGAGGGGAAGUCCCAGCCGAGCUCCGCAGGUUAGCACGCGGUGGACAAGUGAACUUGGAUAUGGAGGACCACCGUGACGAGGAUUUUGUGAAAUCCAAAGGUGCCUUCAGGGCUUUCACUGGAGAGGGGCAGAAACUGGGCAGCACUGCCCCGCAGGUGAUGGGCACCAGCUCUCCAGCACAGCAGGCAGAGAACGAAGCCAAAGCCAGUUCUUCUAUCACCAUUGAUGAGUCAGAGCCCACCACCAACAUCCAAAUCCGGCUCGCUGAUGGCGGGCGAUUGGUCCAGAAAUUUAACCACAGCCACAGCAUCCGUGACAUCCGGCUCUUCAUAGUAGAUGCCCGGCCAGCGAUGGCUGCUACCAGCUUUGUCCUCAUGACCACCUUCCCGAAUAAAGAGCUGUCUGACGAGGACCAAACCCUGAAGGAAGCCAACCUGCUCAACGCUGUCAUCGUCCAGCGAUUAAUAUAAUGGAACCCAUCUCUCUUCACGCGUCUACCUGCUGCGCGCAUGUGUCGUUUCGUCCUGUAUGCGCACCUGUGCCACGCAGCACAGUGUCACAUCUACCUGUAGCUCUGGGUUCUUAGAUCUUGGUUGGACUUUUUUCUCAUUAGUUGCAUUUCCCAUGUUUUUGUGAUGAUCAGUGGACUUUAAAAUAAAUAAACAAAACAAACCCAUUUUGAAAGGG
Messenger RNA from Chelonia mydas (Green sea turtle), 1505 nucleotides. RefSeq names its product NSFL1 cofactor (gene NSFL1C). The transcript has 9 exons. Gene Ontology annotation, cellular component: cytosol; nucleus. NCBI's taxonomy places the organism in Eukaryota, Metazoa, Chordata, Testudines, Cheloniidae. Gene Ontology annotation, molecular function: ubiquitin binding. Bases 179 to 1288 code for a protein of 369 amino acids. Gene Ontology annotation, biological process: proteasome-mediated ubiquitin-dependent protein catabolic process; nuclear membrane reassembly; autophagosome assembly. The record is from RefSeq and is a predicted model, not a curated record.